Messenger RNA from Aspergillus campestris IBT 28561, 192 nucleotides. RefSeq lists its product as uncharacterized. The record is from RefSeq and is a predicted model, not a curated record. The transcript has a single exon. The annotation marks the transcript as partial. Gene Ontology annotation, molecular function: RNA-DNA hybrid ribonuclease activity; nucleic acid binding. NCBI's taxonomy places the organism in Eukaryota, Fungi, Ascomycota, Eurotiomycetes, Eurotiales, Aspergillaceae.
CUACAGUGGUGCCAAGCGCAGGACAUCCGGGUGACCCUGAGAUGGAUCCCCACCCAUGAAGGGAUCUCUGGAAAUGAGGAGGUGGACGAGCUCGCCAAACAGGCUGCCCUCCGAGGGGUGGCCCUAGCGCGGAGCCACGGGCGCCCCCAGGAACAGCGAAAUGGAUUUGGGGAGCGGAGAGGCCCGGCAUAG